Molecule: messenger RNA, 615 nt
Organism: Symbiodinium natans
Lineage: Eukaryota; Dinophyceae; Suessiales; Symbiodiniaceae
Source: the annotation of a GenBank genome assembly
AUGCCACAAGAGCCAGAACCAGCCCAAAAGAAGAUCACGUGCUCGGUCUUCGGAGCGGACGGCUGGAUUCUCAGAAAGGACCAAAGAGGCAGGGUGCACAUCACCGAAGCCGACUACGCCAGCCUAAUUGCCCAUGCCGACCAGGGCGACCCCCGAGCCCAGGAAGUGCGCUCCAUGGGGUUCAACAUAUGGGCCCCGCAGUUUGUUGCGGGCCCUGUGGUGCCUUUCUCUAUCAUCAGCCCUCCGCCGGCACAGCCACAGCCGGCCCCAGCCCAGGAAGCCCACACCACGCCUCCCACUGCCCAAGAGCGGGCCGACACCCAAGACGCCCAGCCCCAGGACGACUUCACAGACUUGCUUGGCCUGGGGCAAGAUUCCUCGGAUCGAGGGCUCCGCAACCCCUUCCCGAACCCACAUCGCCCAGGAGGUGACUUCCGGCCCAAAGCAACCAGCGCCAGGUCCAUGCCCUGCCCACACCUGUCCAUCACGCCCAAUGCCGACAGACGCUACCGAGGCACGCUCAUCAUGCCUAGUGUCUGCCUACAAGCUUUUCGGCUCAACAGUGACUGUGUGUGGGUGUGUGUGUGUGUUGGUGCGCGCUGUUUGUGGCUGUGA